AUCUUGGGCGAGCCAGCGCCCGUCUGGCGAUGCAGAUCUAUCCCACCAAGUCGCAGCUCGUCUCGGCGUUCUGGCGAGACAAGUAUGAAAGGGAGGCAAUGCGCUACUGGGACAAGUUCUACAAGCGCAAUGAGAACAGAUUUUUCAAGGAUCGACAUUACUUGGACAAAGAAUGGGGGAACUAUUUCACGAACUUGAAUUCAUCGCGUACCCCAAAUGCCUCUAGCGCUGGAGUUGUGCUUGAGGUUGGCUGUGGUGUAGGCAACACGAUUUUUCCUUUGCUGGCGGAGUACCCCCACAUAUUUGUGCAUGGAUGCGAUUUCUCUCCUCGAGCGAUUGAGAUUGUGAAGGCACACAGCGACUAUAUCGACAGUCGGGCCAAUGCUUUUGUUUGUGACGUGACAUCGGAACAAUUGACGGAACACAUGCCUUCUUCGUCAGCUGACAUUGUGACCCUGGUGUUUAUGCUUUCAGCAGUAUCUCCGGAUCGAAUGUCUGGUGUCUUGGCAAACAUCAAGAGAGUGCUUAAGCCUGGUGGACAUGUUCUUCUCAGGGAUUAUGCGGUAGGAGAUCUGUCCGAGGAAAGAUUCAGAAAGAAGGACCAGCAGAUUAGUGAGAAUUUUUUCGUGCGUGGAGAUGGCACGCGCGCGUUUUAUUUUUCCGAAGACUUCCUCUCCGAGCUCUUUAUGAAAGAAGGCUUCGCAGUGGAGGCGCUCGACGUCGUUUGCAAGGUCGUGGAGAACCGAUCCAAGGGCCUUGCUAUGGACAGGAAAUGGAUUCAAGGCGCCUUUGUUCUCAAAGAAGAACCUGGAGAAGAUGCAUCGUGCUCGCUAGAUGGCCUGGGAGAGGACUUGUUCAUAGAAGCACCAGUUCCUGAGGAGACCGCGGUCGAGCUUGGGGACUAUCGUAUCGUUGCAAAGUCGAUAUCCCGCAGCCACCAGCACACAUGCAAGAGCACAGGACUAAUGCUGUGGGAAUCUGCCCUGGCAAUGUCCCAGCUGCUGCUACGAUUUCCAUCUCUUCUCCGAAACAAGACCGUGCUAGAACUCGGCAGUGGAUGCGUCGGCCUCUGCUCGUUGCUAGCGUCGCUCUCCGCAAGGCAUGUCCUCACCACGGACGCGGACACUCAAGCUCUCGACUUGCUCCAGCAAAACAUCCAAGCCAACGCUCAAACUUUCCCUGUGGACAAGAUAUCCUGCCAGAGGCUGCAAUGGGGUGACUGUGGCGAGAUCUCCUCGGUUCUAGGCCGUUUCUCCGGAGGAUUCGAGUUCAUCUUUGGAACAGACGUGACUUACGUUGAAGAGGCGCUGCCCGCGCUGUUCGAGACCGCCAAGCAGCUGCUUUCUAGUGCUGCGAGCUCCAAGCCAAGCCUGCUGCUGUGUCAUCUGGCCAGGAGGAUCGACGAAGCGCAGAUAACUUCCAGCGCCGCUAGGCAUGGUUUUCUUCUCAAACGCUGGUGGCUUAGCACGGAUCAAAGCCUUGCUGUCGAAGAACUUGGCAUCGACGAGGGGUUUCACGCAGGGACUUCUUACAACGUGUCCUCUCCAGUGAUGUUUCUUUGGUACUCUUAUAAUUCUCAAGACACUGAAUUUCUCCAUUGAAUCAAUUGUGUAGCCAAGAUGAGUUAUAUGUUCUUACAUAUGAAAAAAAUCAAUGCCACAGAUGUUUACAGAA
Molecule: messenger RNA, 1674 nt
Organism: Selaginella moellendorffii
Lineage: Eukaryota; Viridiplantae; Streptophyta; Lycopodiopsida; Selaginellales; Selaginellaceae
Exons: 12
Coding region: 30-1601 (523 amino acids)
Source: RefSeq, a predicted model, not a curated record